Aspergillus terreus NIH2624 is the source of this 1152-nucleotide messenger RNA. Its product is annotated as aldo/keto reductase. The coding region runs from base 1 to 1152 and encodes 383 amino acids. The record is from RefSeq and is a predicted model, not a curated record. NCBI's taxonomy places the organism in Eukaryota, Fungi, Ascomycota, Eurotiomycetes, Eurotiales, Aspergillaceae. The transcript has a single exon.
AUGUCGUCUUUCUUCGUUCCUGCCCCCGAACCCCCUACCGAGCUCGGCCGGUACCGCAUCCUCUCCUCGACGGCGGGGAUCCGUGUGUCCCCCCUCCAGCUGGGUGCCAUGUCCAUUGGCGAUGCCUGGUCGGGUUUCAUGGGCUCCAUGAACAAGGAAAGCUCAUUUAAGCUGCUGGACGCUUUCGUGGAGGCCGGCGGAAAUUUCAUCGAUACCGCCAACAACUACCAAGACGAGCAGUCCGAGACGUGGCUGGGGGAGUGGAUGACCGCGCGCCAGAACCGCGACCAAAUCGUGCUGGCAACCAAGUUCACGACCUACUACAAGGCCCACGCCCUGGGCAAGGGCAAGGCCCCCAACCACAGCGGAAACCACCGCCGCAGCCUGCACAUGAGCGUGCGCGACUCGCUCAAGAAGCUACAGACGGACUACAUUGAUAUCUUAUACCUGCACUGGUGGGACCAUACCACCUCCAUUGAGGAGAUCAUGGACAGCCUGCAUAUCCUGGUGCAACAGGGCAAAGUCCUCUACUUGGGCAUCUCGGACUCGCCCGCGUGGGUGGUUAGCGCAGCCAACACGUAUGCUCGUGACCACGGCAAGACCCCCUUCAGUAUCUACCAGGGACGGUGGAAUAUCAUGAAGCGCGAUUUUGAGCGCGAGAUCAUCCCCAUGGCCCGGCAUUUCGGCAUGGCGCUGGCCCCGUGGGACGUACUGGGGAGUGGCAAGUUCCAGACGAAGAAGGCAAUCGAGGAGCGGAAACAGCGUGGAGAAGGACUGCGCAGCAUGCUGGGCGCCAACGUGCAGACGGAGGAGGAAGAGAAGAUGAGUGCGGCGCUCGAAAAAGUCGCCAACGAGCAUGGUAUUGAGUCGGUCACGGCCAUUGCGUUGGCGUAUGUCCUCCAGAAGGCACCAAAUGUCUUCCCGCUCGUAGGCGGCCGGAAGAUCGAACACCUACAUGACAACAUUCAAGCGCUGAAAAUCCGGCUGACGAAGGAACAAAUUGAGUAUUUGGAGAGCGUCAACCCGCUGGACCCCGGAUUCCCGAACAACUUCAUUGGAGAGGACCCGCACGUGAGUGGAGUGACGCCGUUUAUGUCGGCAUCGUGUGCGCCGCUAGCAUUUGUAAAAGCGCCGCAGGCUAUUGUGCCUUGA